Messenger RNA from Carica papaya (papaya), 1855 nucleotides. NCBI's taxonomy places the organism in Eukaryota, Viridiplantae, Streptophyta, Magnoliopsida, Brassicales, Caricaceae. The record is from RefSeq and is a predicted model, not a curated record.
GUUUCAAACUACGGCUGAUCGUAGAGGCAGAAGGAGAUGAUUUUUGAUUUCCAACGGAACAGGAGGAGCGUGGAUCUGUGCCUUUGAGCCAAUAAUAAGGAGAAGGGACGGGCAAGAAGCUCCCGCGGAUUUGGAAAAACCGGUAGGAUUUUGAUGGAAUUAGAAGCAGGAGAAAAAUAGAUUCUCUGAGAGAGAGGAAAAAAAAAAAAAAAAGAAAAAAAAAAGUAACCUAAGCGGAAAAGAAAAAGGCAGGGCGUCCGGGAAAGGAUUUUUUUUUUAAUUUUUUUUUAAAGAAACUAGUUGAGGAGAGCUUAGUCGCCGAGAGAGAGGGCAGGAGAAAAGAGCAGAAACACAGUAAAUUCGAGUGGAAAAGAGGCCUUAGGAAGAUUUUGUGGGUUUCCAAUCUGGUCUCUCUUAGGUCAACAAGAUAAAAUUUAUGGGCUCCUCGUUGCUCACGGUUUCUACGGCUUGUUCUUCUGCAUUUGGUUAAUUCACUUUCAAUUUGGUCCUAUCUCGUUCAACUUGUUAAUUCCACCGCUAUCUGGUUCAAACUGGAAAGUAUGUUUGAAUUUCGUGCUGGUAAAAUGUUUUUGGAGGGGACACGAGUUGUCCCUGACACACGCAAAGGGCUUGUCCGCAUUGCGAGGGGCGAAGAGGGUUUGGUACAUUUUCAGUGGUUGGACCGUGCCCAAAAUGUUGUUGAAGAUGAUCAAAUUAUCUUUCCUAACGAGGCAGUUUUUGAGAAGGUUAAUCAAGCUUCAGGAAGGGUUUAUAUUUUAAAGUUCAAUACUGAUGAUCGCAAGUUCUUCUUUUGGUUGCAGGAGCCUAAAGCUGAUGAUGAUGCACAGCUGUGCACUUCUGUCAACAAUUACAUUAAUCAACCGCUAGAGUUCCUUGGUGAAGAAGAAGCUGAUGCUUCUGUUCCUCUGCAUGCACCUGAGGAUGUGGCUGAAGAUGAUGUCUCUUCGAGAGCUGGAAACUUGGUUUUGCCAAAUUUAGGUACAGAAGUGAUUAGUGAUGUAACAUCCUCAUCAGGACCAGUUAAAAUGGAAGACCUCCAAAGAAUAUUGAGCAACAUUGGAGCUGCAGGUGUUGCUGGAGAUCCAGAUGGAGGAUUGGGAUUAGGGGAUAUCUUGAAGCCAGAUUUAAUCAUGCCAUUGAUUGAGACAUUACCCCUUCAAGAACAAUUAGCAUCAUACCUACCUGAGGGUCAAUGGACUCCAGAGGAUAUAUUAGAGCUGCUGCAAAGCCCUCCUUUCCGGCAGCAAGUGGAUUCAUUUACUUAUGUACUUCGAACUGGACAAAUAGAUCUAUCUCAGUUUGGCAUUGACCCUAGCAAAUACAAGUUCACAGUUUUGUCUUUCCUCGAAGCACUUGAAGAUUCUGUUUCCAAGAUGUCUGAGGCUGAGGGAUCCAGGCAGGAUGAGAAGGAUGUAAGACCACAAUCAUUUAAUCAUAAUGAUCCCAUGGACGAGAAUUAGUGAGGUACUAAUCGUGCUUGGGAGUCGGGCUUUUGACCUUUUUUAUUGUUGGAGUCAUGGAGAGAAGAAAUACCAAAUAUCACAUUCAUUUUGUAGUUACAUGGUGGGAAAGGAAAUCAUCUAUUAGCUGAAGGAUGAUGGUGUGUACACAAGGGUAUAACUUUAUAUUUUUUCCCAUAAACCAGACUAGUGUAAUUCAUUGUUUAAAGUCAUUAAUUUGGUUUUUGGUAUUCUCAACGUUGUGGAGGGUCCUGGCUUUUAUUCUUAACGUAACUUCUUAGACAUUCAUUCAUUCAUUCAUGGUGAAACUUCUGUUCUUUGUAAGAAAAAGAUGGAUUCUAUAUAUUGACUUGGGUGGUGUUUGGUGGGUGAAA